AGAUGGUCAUAUCAGCGAGAAAGGGACAUACACGUUGCAUCUAUAAAUAGUGCAUCAACCAGAUCCAGUAUUCCAGGUUCAAUAAACACUCCCCAAAAUGGAUGGGACAAUAGCCCUCCCGAUGUUCCAGCCCUAUAAAGCACGCCCUCUUUCCUCGGACUCCCCUCUCUCUCCUCAGCGAACCGGUCCCAACGCUUCGAGCCCACUAUCCGCAAAUAUAACCCGGGUUUUAUAAUAAUUCAGCCAUGGUAAGUAGCGAUUGUCGGCUCCGUGGGGCCGAUCUCGACUCCACUCCCUUAUCUUCACGGUCUCUGACGCGUCUUCAUGAUAUUUUCCAGAGCGGAUUCCUUGGCCAAGCUAAAGACUUUUUUAGCAAGGGAAACCAUAAACAGCUCGUCACCGAUGCUAAAAACGUUCUGAAGGGGGGUGGGAAGACCGGCGAUCUCACCAAGCUUGCCAAGGAUGGGUACAGCGCUUAUCAAAAGUCCCAGCCCUCUGGCAAGGGGAACCAGAACAACAACAACCACGGAUCCGCCAACAAUGACAGCUAUGGUGGCAGCUCGAACAACGAUUCAUAUGGCAGCGGCAACAACAAUUAUGGCAGCUCCAAUAACGAUCCGUACCGUAACCACAAGAACAAGAACAACAACGACCCUUAUGGCAGCUCCAAUAAUGAUUUGUAUGGUGGCCGCAACGACAACGGCAACAGCUAUGGUAGUUCGAAUAAUGAUUCGUACUAUGGUAGCCGCCAGUACGACAACAACAACUACAGCAGCUCCAAUUACAAUGAUUCGUACUAUGGUAGCCGCCAGUACGACAACAACGCCUACAGCAACCCCAAUUACAAUGAUUCGUAUGGUAGCCGCCAGUACGACAACAACAACUACAGCAGCUCCAAUAACAAUGAUUCGUAUGGUAGUAGCAACAACGGCAACAACACCUACAGCAGCUCCAAUAACAGUGAUUCGUAUGGUAGUAGCAACAACAGCAACAGCUAUGGCAGCUCGAACGAUAACUCGAACAGCAGCAGCAGCUACGGGACCGACAGUUGUGGGUCUGGUUACUAGUCAUCGAUUGUCCCCCUUCAUUCCGCCAUAUUCUUCCUGUCUCCUGACUGCGGACGUGUGGCUUGUACCUUGCCAAUGUGGAAAGAUACUACUGUAUUGUAUGUGGAAUGUCGUAACUGGGCUCCCAAUUCCCGCUUCUCUGUAGCGGGUCUUGAAUGCGUGAACUGAAUGCCUGUGCAAGA
Cantharellus anzutake is the source of this 1249-nucleotide messenger RNA. RefSeq lists its product as uncharacterized. The record is from RefSeq and is a predicted model, not a curated record. Bases 246 to 1067 code for a protein of 273 amino acids. The transcript is spliced from 4 exons. Lineage: Eukaryota; Fungi; Basidiomycota; Agaricomycetes; Cantharellales; Hydnaceae.